CAGUUAUUGCAAACCGGGCUGGAACUGCUGGAAUAACUCCUAUGCUAGGGGCAGCACGCACGAGCCCACAUUCGCACCUCGAAUGUAAGUGGUUUGGUUUUCGCUUUGAGCUCCACGUAUUUUGAGGUGGUAAGAGUUUUGGUGAGGCACGGUGCUUUCAUGUUGAACGAGCCCAUUCGAAAAUCCCAGUUUUCUGCGAGCGGCGCAUAAAUCCGAUCUAUUCCUCGCCCUCAGCCUCCAAAUCUCAAUCCGUUUCCGAAGGGAGAAGCGCCGCUGCUGCCGGAUUGCUUCUUCUCGUCUGGUCGCUCGAAGCAUUGCAGAUGGAGGAACAGCAUUCUCAUGGGCCUCAUAUUAUUGAAGUAGACAUGGAUGUACCUCCUGGGGUUUCUGGCUUUGGUGGAAACAAGAUUUGUGAAGGUGUUUCUUGUGAUUUAAACAGCUCAAAAGAUGCCAAUGAAAGAACUGCAGCUAUCAGGAAGCUUAUAAUCGCCAUCAUCCUUUGCAUUGUAUUUAUGAGUGUAGAGGUGGUUGGAGGAAUUGCAGCAAACAGUCUUGCUAUCUUAACUGAUGCCGCUCAUCUUCUGUCAGAUGUUGCUGCUUUUGCUAUCUCAUUAUUCUCUAUAUGGGCAUCUGGCUGGGAGGCAACACCACAACAGUCAUACGGGUUUUUUCGCUUAGAGAUCCUCGGGGCUCUGGUCUCCAUUCAGAUGAUAUGGCUUCUUGCUGGCAUACUGGUUUUUGAAGCUAUUUCUAGAAUUAUAUACGACAACGGUGAGGUCCAAGGCAAAUUGAUGUUUGCUGUUGCAGCAUUUGGCUUGCUGGUCAACAUUUUGAUGGCUGUGAUGCUCGGCCAUGAGCAUGGACAUGGUGGCCACAGCCAUGCCCACGGCGAACAUCAUCACGGACAUGAGGAGGCUGAUCACGAUCACUCUCAGCAUGGUGACCAUCAUGCUAAGCAUGAUCAUGGCCAUGGCAUUACUGUCACCUCCCACCAUCACCACACCAGCAAGGGGAAGCUGAAGGACGAGCAGGUUCCGCUAUUGAAGCAUUAUGAACAUUCUUCUGAGGAGAAAUCUAGCACAAGGAAGAAGCAACGCAACAUCAAUGUCCACAGCGCUUAUCUACAUGUUCUUGGAGAUUCCAUUCAGAGCAUUGGAGUCAUGAUCGGAGGCGGCAUCAUUUGGUACAAACCCGAGUGGAAGAUCAUUGAUCUGAUAUGCACUCUGAUCUUUUCUGUCGUCGUGCUGUUGACCACAAUCAAGAUGCUGAGGAACAUACUGGAGGUUCUCAUGGAGAGUACUCCACGAGAGAUAGAUGCAACCAAGUUGGAGAAAGGGCUCUGCGAGUUGAAUGGUGUUAUAGCCAUCCAUGAACUCCACAUAUGGGCCAUCACCGUCGGCAAGAUUCUCCUGGCAUGCCAUGUUACCAUCACUCGAGACUCUAAUGCUGAUGCUGUGCUCGAUCAGGUUAUAGGAUACAUCAGGAGGGAGUAUAACAUCAGCCAUGUGACCAUCCAGAUAGAGAGACAGACAGUAGGUACCUCCAAUGAAUAGUUCUUUCUCAGAUUCCAUUCAACUAUUCCAUCUCGCUUAUCAGCUUGUCGAUUGUGCUUUUCAUUUGACGUCCCAUUACUUAAGAAAGAUGGUUGUGUGCAACAUUGUAGUGUUAGGAAAGAGGUGCCUUGUGAUUCUUGUAUCUGAUACUCUUGGAUUAUGUAGGUUAUGGUAAGCCUGAGCCUAAGUCUCAUUUGGUGU
Molecule: messenger RNA, 1754 nt
Organism: Zingiber officinale
Lineage: Eukaryota; Viridiplantae; Streptophyta; Magnoliopsida; Zingiberales; Zingiberaceae
Product: metal tolerance protein 1-like
Exons: 2
Coding region: 321-1553 (410 amino acids)
Biological process (GO): zinc ion transmembrane transport
Cellular component (GO): plasma membrane; vacuole
Molecular function (GO): zinc ion transmembrane transporter activity
Source: RefSeq, a predicted model, not a curated record